AAUCGCUACACCUCCUGGUCUGAUGUUUAAAUAAAGGUCAGCAAGUUUUCUAAGACAGUGCCAAGAUGGUUCUGUUCUGGGUUACUUUGCUGCUCCUUCAUCGAGGAUAUGCACUGGUUCCACUUACCACGGUUCAACUUGGUGAACCUGCGAUUCUCACAUGUACAUUGCCAGAAGGAGAGAUCGGCAGUCGAGCACUUCACUGGUACAAGCAGAGUUCUGGGGAUACUCUGAAGUUAAUUGCAGUGCUGAGGAGAAAUGCAAAGCCUUCGACCAGUUCAGCAGAGACUGCUUCAAGAAUGGAAGUAAAACUGAAUGAGAAAUUUAGCAAUUUGACAAUUUUAAAGACGAUUCAAGAAGAUGAGGGAAUGUAUCACUGUGCAGUCAUGGACUGGACUGAUAGCACCUGGAGUGGGACAUAUUUGUCAUUAAAAGGAAACACACAGGGUUCUUCAAACUAUACUGUUGUUCAGACAGUAUCAGAUCCAGUCCGUCCAGGAGACUCAGUGACUCUCCAGUGUUCAGUCCUCUCUGACUCUGAGAACAAGACGUGUCCAGGAGAUCUCAGUGUGUUCUGGUUCAGAGCUGGAUCACAGACAUCUCAUCCAAACAUCAUCUACACAGAUGGAGAUAUGAGUAACAAAUGUGAGAAGAGAUCUGAGACUCAGAAGAGAUGUGUCUACAGCUUCUCUAAGGACGUCAGCUCCUCUGAUGCUGGGACUUACUACUGUGCUGUGGCCACAUGUGGAGAGAUAUUAUUUGGAAAUGGAACUAAACUGGAGACCGGUUCUGAAUUAGUUGCGCUGGUGAUAACAACAAUCUGCUUGGCCAUAUCUAUGAUCGCACAUUUUGUUUUCAUCUGUUGUCAAACUCCAAGAGCAAUGUGUGAACAAUAUGAAGGAAUAGAAAGCACCUCUUCACAAGUUCUAUUUGUCUGGCGGGAAAACUACAAGACAAAUGAAGCAGAAAAGACUCAAGAGUGAAGGAAAUGUUUCUGUCCCUGGAUAUGUGAAUAUGAGUUUGUGUUUUUGUGGGCUGGUUUGUCGCUCUAACCCUUUGUG
Mugil cephalus (flathead mullet) is the source of this 1061-nucleotide messenger RNA. RefSeq names its product signal-regulatory protein beta-2-like. The transcript has 5 exons. Lineage: Eukaryota; Metazoa; Chordata; Actinopteri; Mugiliformes; Mugilidae. The record is from RefSeq and is a predicted model, not a curated record. The coding region runs from base 66 to 983 and encodes 305 amino acids. Gene Ontology annotation, biological process: response to bacterium.